AUGGUGCGACGGUUUGAGCACCGCUGGAAAGAGCACGUCACAGAAUGCAAGGGUGCCGCAGAUCUGGCAAAGUUGGCUGAAGAUAGCGCAGAGAUAUAUCUCGCUCAGGUGGACCAAGUUUGGAUCCAGGAACAACUACAAACCGAGAUGACCCAAGUUCUUCGCGGUUCAGGUAUUCCGCGACGUCGCCGUUUUGAGUAG
Phytophthora nicotianae INRA-310 is the source of this 201-nucleotide messenger RNA. RefSeq lists its product as hypothetical. Lineage: Eukaryota; Oomycota; Peronosporomycetes; Peronosporales; Peronosporaceae. Bases 1 to 201 code for a protein of 66 amino acids. The transcript is spliced from 2 exons. The record is from RefSeq and is a predicted model, not a curated record.